AGGCGGAGGCUGGAAACUUUCCCUUCUGCACCAUUGACCCCAAUAUGGGCAAGGCCAAGGUCCCGGACGAGCGCCUGGAGACUUUGGCAACUCUGGCGAAGUCGGAGAAAAUUAUCCAUGAGAUGAUCGAGUAUGUGGACAUUGCAGGACUGGUGAGGGGCGCUUCCAAAGGAGAAGGCCUUGGAAAUCAAUUUUUGGGCAACAUCCGCAAUGUAGAUGCCAUCGUGCACGUGAUUCGAUGCUUUGAUGAUGAGGAUGUGACCCAUGUGGAUGGUACCGUAGAUCCCGUGCGAGACAUUGAGACGAUCAGCUUGGAGCUGAUCUUUGCGGACGCCGAUCAGUGCACCAAGCGUCUGAAGAAAGUGGAGCGAGAGGUCGUCGGUCAGGUGAAGGGAGCCAAAGAAGAGAAGCAGGCUCUUGAGAAGGUCUUGCUGGCCUUGGAGGAUGGGAAGCCGGCGCGGGGAGCGGGUCUCUCGGAGCAAGAACUGGAAUCCAUCAAGGACCUGUCCUUGCUCUCCUUGAAACCCGUGAUCUACGCAGCCAAUGUGGCCGAGGAUGACCUUGCAACGGGAAACGACUACGUGAAGGCGGUGGACGACUUCGCCAAGGAUGCCGGAGAUCAGGUGGUGGUGGUCUCGGCGCAAGUGGAGGCCGAGCUGAAAGGUCUCGAUGCCGAAGAGCGCGUGGACUAUUUGGAGUCGCUGGGAGUCAAGGAGAGUGGCUGUGGAAGUUUGGUGCAGGCCACAUACAGGACGUUGGGCUUGCGGACCUACUUCACCUGUGGCCCCAAGGAAUCCCGCGCUUGGACAAUUCAUGAAGGCUGGAAGGCUCCUAAGGCAGCAGGAGUCAUCCACACCGACUUCGAGAAAGGCUUCAUCAAGGCCGCCACCGUGAGCUACGGAGAUUUUGUGGAGUGCGGCUCCGAAGAGGCUGCAAAAGAGAAAGGCAAGCUGCGGAUUGAAGGAAAAGAUUAUGUCGUGCAGGAAGCAGAUGUGAUGCACUUCCGCUUCAACUGAAGAAUUUGGUGAGCUGAGAGCAACGUGUAUAUAGAUAUAAUAUAUAGAUAAAUA
Molecule: messenger RNA, 1070 nt
Organism: Cladocopium goreaui
Lineage: Eukaryota; Dinophyceae; Suessiales; Symbiodiniaceae
Source: the annotation of a GenBank genome assembly